Messenger RNA from Coffea eugenioides, 489 nucleotides. RefSeq lists its product as uncharacterized. The record is from RefSeq and is a predicted model, not a curated record. The transcript has a single exon. Lineage: Eukaryota; Viridiplantae; Streptophyta; Magnoliopsida; Gentianales; Rubiaceae. Bases 193 to 393 code for a protein of 66 amino acids.
CCAUCACCUCCACCGUGUCCCCGGCCCACCUCCGCCCGCAUCUUCCUUCUCUAUAAAAUACUUAAAACUAACUUCUUCCCCUAUAGGCUAUAGCAUUCCUCCAAAACCAGCAAAUUUCCGGUCAACUAUCGAACGCAGUCUUGAAGAAAUUGAUCUUUCAAUUCGGAACAGGAGAGCUAGAUCAGAGAAGAGAUGUGCUUGGUAUUCGUCUGUGAUGAAGAUGAAAGAGUUCUGGCAAGGCAAAUAGCACCAGGCGCGUGCCCAUACUGCGGUGGGAUGGUUCAAGCCCUGGAUGUGGAGAAAGAAUGGCGAUUCUGCUUUGUCCCUCUUUACUUCAAGGCCAAACGCAAGUAUUUCUGCACCAUCUGCGCCAGGCGCCUCACCAUCCAAUAAUCUCUCUCUUAAGCAGAGAUGAUUGUAAUUAAUUAGAUGAUGACUCAUCUAAUUGUAUAUAAUUAAUAACAAAUACACUUUCUGAUUUGCUUUUUA